AUUUUGGAUAUUAUUAGCAUGAGUGCAAUCAGUUAUGUAUGUUUUUUACCAUUAUUAGUAGUUUCCGUUGUUGGUGCUAAAGUUUUGAAAGUAAAAUUUGAAGAUACGCCGAAAUUCGUUGGUUCAGAUACAAAUGUUACUGUGGUGAUCGGGAGAGACGCUACACUUACCUGUACCGUGGAGAACUUGCAAAAAUUCAAGGUCGCUUGGCUCAAAGUUGAUACACAAACUAUCUUGACGAUCGGCAAUCACGUGAUCACGAAGAAUCAUCGCGUGAGCAUCGGCAAAGGAGACCAGACCUGGUCACUAACGAUUCGAGACAUUCGUCUGUCAGAUGCGGGACAGUACAUGUGCCAAUUGAACACUGAACCGAUGACCAUACAGACCCAUCAUUUACAAGUAUCAGUGCCACCGGAUAUCAUCAAUUCAAGCAGUAGCGGUGAGAUUACAGUACGUGAGGGAGAAAACGUUUCUCUGCAUUGCUCUGCUUCGGGUGCACCCCAACCUACAAUCACUUGGAGGAGAGAAGAUUUAACUCCUAUGAAAAUUGGAUCUGAUGUGGCGUCGAAAUGGAACGGCGUGUGGUUAAACAUGUCGUCUGUGAGUCGAGAUAUUAAUGGCGCUUUCCUUUGCAUAGCCACAAAUGGCGUGCCUCCUUCUGUUAGCAAAAGAAUUUUGCUACGUGUUAUGUGCAAACCUAAAGUCCAUGUAACACAAAAAAUGAUAGGUGCCUACAUCGGAGAUACUAUAAAUCUUCAUUGCAAAAUUGAAGCAUUUCCACCGCCAGUUAUAACCUGGACACAUCAGGACACCAUCAAAUUACAAAAUGGUACAAAGUACCAGGUCAUCACGGAAUCGAAGAGCUACAAACACACAGUGAUACUAAGAGUAUACAACGUCUCUAGAGAAGACAUAGGCUCCUACUACUGCUGCGCCGAGAACCAGCUUGGAUCUUCGAAGGACGAUGUCACAUUAUACACCUUAGCAACGACGACUAUGAGUACUUCGACAACUGAACGAACCACAACGGCGUGGAUCCCGAAAUCUACUCAGCCAUCAGAUGCAGAAUUAGAAGUGAGCGUUGAUGACGAGGGCCAGAAGUAUUCGAAUGAAGACAGUUUCGUGGUUGUGCUCAGCCAACAGCAAAUGCAGAACAUUGAUUUGUCUCCGAGUUCGUGACCAGAACACGGGCUGGACCACUGGUCUAUGUGGUCGUCGGCCCCAAAACUGAACACUCCGAGCUUUUACGUAAUAUUGUUUGUAACUCGCAUAGUUUAG
Messenger RNA from Bombyx mandarina (wild silkworm), 1278 nucleotides. Its product is annotated as lachesin-like. The record is from RefSeq and is a predicted model, not a curated record. Lineage: Eukaryota; Metazoa; Arthropoda; Insecta; Lepidoptera; Bombycidae.